AUGGCGUCCAUGGAUUUAGAUGCGCCGAUUUCUAUCGCGCCCUCCGCGCGUGCCCUCCAGACAGCCGCAACUAUUUUGUGCUGUAACUGUGGUGCACCCAUCGACGGAGCAGCGUCGGCGAAUGCAUUAUGUUACGACUGUGUCAAACUUACUAUGGAUGUCUCCGGAGGCAUCCAAAGAGAGGCCACCCUUCAUUUCUGCAGAGAUUGCGAGAGAUGGUUACUUCCUCCCACCAGUUAUAUUGUGGCCGCGCCUGAAUCGAGAGAAUUAUUGGCUCUGUGCCUGAAAAAGCUUCGAGGUCUUCACAAGGUCCGAAUUAUAGAUGCAAGCUUUAUCUGGACGGAACCCCAUUCUCGCAGAAUCAAGAUCAAGCUCACUAUUCAAGACUCCGUCUCCGAGGGCGUUGUCCUACAACAGUCAUUCGAGAUCGAAUAUGUGGUGGCAUACCAACAGUGCCCCGACUGUGCCAAGUCAUACACAGCAAAUACUUGGAGAGCAUGUGUACAGGUUAGACAGAAGGUGCCGCACAAGCGUACUUUCCUCUACCUAGAGCAACUUAUCCUCAAGCACGGAGCCCACAAAGAUUCCAUCAAUAUCAAAGAAGUCAAGGAUGGUCUGGAUUUCUACUUUGCGGCAAGAAACCAGGCAACUGCCUUUGUCGACUUCCUCACAUCCGUCGCCCCAGUUAAGAGCAAGAAGUCUCAAGAACUCAUUUCCAUGGAUAUCCAUACGUCAACAAAGUCAUAUAAGUUCUCGUAUUCCAUCGAAUUAGUUCCCAUCUGCAAAGAUGACUUGGUAGCACUGCCUAUCAAGCUGGCACAUCAAAUCGGAAACAUGAACCCGAUAGCACUAUGUUACCGUGUUGGAACCGCCAUCAACCUCCUCGACCCAAGCACUCUCCAGACUCAUGAUGUCAGCACCCCUAUCUACUGGCGUGCACCAUUUUCGUGCCUUGCGGACGUAAAGGAGCUUGUCGAGUUUGUUGUCCUGGAUAUCGAUUUGGUAGGCGUGGAGAAGGGUCGCUGGGCGCUUGCAGAGGCAACCAUUGCCAGAGCGUCGGACCUGGGCCACAAUGACAAGACGUUUUUCGCAAGAACACAUCUUGGUAACGUCCUUCACCCCGGUGAUUCAGUUAUGGGAUAUGUCCUCAGCGAGUCGAAUUUCAACAACCCUCAAUACGAUGCGUUGGAGAACUCGUCUACAUAUUCAUCAUACAUCCCAGAUGUCAUGUUAGUGAAGAAGUUCUACGCCAGAAAGAAGAAGCCAAAGAACCGUAACUGGCGUCUCAAGCGCAUGAAUAAGGAGGAGGGUGACUUGUUGCCCAAGAAGGGUGACCAGGAGAAGAUGGAUAAGGAUUACGAGAUGUUCUUGCGUGAUGUUGAGGAAGAUACUGAGCUCAGACAAACUCUUGCUCUUUACAAGGCCCAGCAAGCACAGAAGGAGGUAGAUGCUAUGAGCAUGACGGAGACAAGUGAUGGAGAGGAGGAUAACACGCCGCAAAUAGACAUGGAUGAGCUUCUCGACGAGUUCGAUGACCUGAAGGUUAACGAUGCCGGUGGGAGUUAG
Pseudogymnoascus destructans is the source of this 1566-nucleotide messenger RNA. It is a transcript of the gene NMD3, whose product is annotated as ribosome-binding protein. The record is from RefSeq and is a predicted model, not a curated record. Lineage: Eukaryota; Fungi; Ascomycota; Leotiomycetes; Thelebolales; Thelebolaceae. Gene Ontology annotation, molecular function: ribosomal large subunit binding. Gene Ontology annotation, cellular component: cytoplasm; nucleus. The transcript has 2 exons. Bases 1 to 1566 code for a protein of 521 amino acids. Gene Ontology annotation, biological process: ribosomal large subunit export from nucleus.